AUGGACGAUAUAGAAGAUCAAGCUGAAAUAAGAAAUGGUAAACCUUGUUGGCACUUGUGCACAGAUGUUAUUCAGGCUAUCAACGAUGUUAGUAUGCUCCGAAGUUUCCUGCAGGAGAUGCUGCGGCAAAAUUUGGACACUAAGAUGUAUGUUAACGCAUUGGACAUUUUUAAUGAGAUCUACACCCAUAUAACGAUUGGACAGCAGAUAGAUUAUGAAAUGUCAAGAAGAAAAAAAUAUGACUCCUUUACUGAAAGUGCGUACAACGACAUGAAUGAUUUUGCUGAUUGCUUCAUAGAAGAUUCCAUAACGGGAAAUAGCGGCACAGAUAUAGGAAAGGGUAAAUUUACAUGGCUUUCUAUGGCCGCUCUUCAAAGAGGGCCCGACCAGAUGGAAGCUAUCGGCAGGGGAGACCAAACGGCCGAGGGC
Messenger RNA from Iphiclides podalirius (scarce swallowtail), 429 nucleotides. Lineage: Eukaryota; Metazoa; Arthropoda; Insecta; Lepidoptera; Papilionidae. The record is from the annotation of a GenBank genome assembly.